AGGCACCUGCCGCAGCCGAGCCCCCCCAGCGCCGGGCCCCUUCGCGCCGGCUGGCCCCCGGGCGUCCGCCCGCAAGUGAAGAAUAUGAGACGAGGUGGUUGCUGAGUGAAGAAACUGUUGCCUCUGCUAUGGAGUCAGGUACCUGUGUAAUGCUCCCACUGGUUUCCUGCCUCCAUUCCCUGCAGCUCUGGACCGUCCUGCUUGUGGCCUUAGCAGUCUCUUCACAUGGCGUCUGGUCACUUCGUUCCCGGAGUCCCCUUGCUCCUCGGCCACUCUGUGCCCGUCGCAGCCCCUUAGCUGCCAGGCCUGUUUGCAUUUGGGACAAGAUCUCACAGUCAGAGAGAGACUCUCGCUUCAUCACACUGCGCCAGCGAUCUCUGAUGCCACGGGACGGGGAGCUGCGUCAUGUGAUGCGGCUGAGGCGUCAGGCCCCAGGGGCCCGGCCUGCCACCCCUUCUGGGUUUGAGGAGGGGCUGCCUUCAUCCCAGUACCCCUGGGCCAUUGUAUGGGGCCCCACAGUGUCAGAUGAGGAUGGAGGUGACCCCAACUCAGCCAAUCCAGGCUUCCCACCUCUGGGUUACACCUUUGUUUCACCACAUGGGAUGGCGACAUCACAACCCAACUCCCACUCACUGCUGCACAAUGCGGGGCUCAACCUGCGGGAGACCCCCGCCACACUGAGGCCCUUCUUGUUUGGGCCCCGGGGGGAAGGUGUGGAUCCUCAGCUGUAUGUUACUAUCACAAUCUCCAUCAUUAUUGUCCUAGUUGCCACUGGGAUAAUAUUCAAGUUCUGCUGGGACCGUAGUCAGAAGCGUCGUCGUCACUCUGGCCAGCGGAGUGGGGUGCAGCAGCAGGAAAGUCAGCAGCCACUCACAGACCUGUCGCCCACCACAGUCAGCAUCCUGGGACCCUACGGAGACACACUGAUCCCGACACCUGAGACGGAGGAGCCCAGGCAGGUCCAGGAGGGUGUAGAGAAACUGGGGGGCCAGGGGAAGAGCAGGACCUUCCAGCUCAACCGGAUCCCACUGGUAAAUCUGUGAGAGCAGCGGAGCUGGCUUCCACAACCCCUCUUGUCACAUCCAGGGAGUAUUCUGUUGCCUCUGCUACACCAGGAAUGAUUUGUUUGUGUCACAACUUUCCACCACUGUCAUUUACUUAACCAUCACAGGAUGUACUCAGGCAAUGGACAGACUAGACCUCACUGGUCCUAUGCUGCGGGGGAGAGAAAGCAUGGGGGUAACCCACAAGAUGGAGUGACAAAGGAGCGGGGGGCACAAGAGCAGUUGGUGUUGUGAAAUCUAAACCUCCUGACCCUCCCCCAACAUAUACACACGCACUUUGAUCUCUGAGGAUAACCCACCAGUGCAUGCCUAACAUGGGGGUAGGGGAGGUGGAGAUGCAGGGUCCUACCCCCAGUCCCAACCCCUCUGUUUGUUCCUUCCUGUGUCGUGUGCUUUGAAGUAUCUUUCAACUAGCUGGAGCUCCGUGGUUGCAGAAUUCCCAGCCUUAGGCAGGGAUUCCAAUGGAGUAGGGGGGUGUCUUCUGCUAAGGCCUUGACCUCUCCUGAGGGAUCCAGGUGCUGGCAGCAGCUAGUGGUGCGUGUUGGGAAGACCUCACUCAGCACCUGCCCCCCAUUCCCUGGAGGAACCUUGCCUCUCCCUCUGUCAGUUCUGUCUUUUUGUUUUCUCUUUCUCCCAAUGUUCCUCCUCCUCUCUCUGUCUCUUCCUCUAUCACCCGGUCAUCAUCAUCUUCUCUCUCUCACUGGGAAAGGCUGCAGAAUAGUUUCUGUGCUCACCCUGCUUCCAGGCACUCAGAUCUCUUUGACCCCACCUCACCAAGAUUUGGUCUCCACUCCAAGGUGAUGUUUUCAGAAAACUUGAGGCAAAAUCCUCUGGCCAUUUUGUAGUUCAGGAAGUAUGAAAAACAAGCCUGAGCAAGGUAACUGCCCUGCGUACAAUCCUGUACAAGUCUUUUAUAGGGCUACUGCAAAAGCAGUUGAAGCAUGACACAUGAAGAUGGAUAGCUGGGAACUGGGGCAUUGGCUAGGUGUUGGGUGGGGAAGUGGUUUGGAUUUAACAAAGGUCUGAUGAUGGUUUCAGCUGAGUCUUCUAUCAGGACCCAAGCAUCCCAAAUGGGGUGAGGAAAGGGCAGCGGAGGCAGUGAGGGACUGGCAAAGAAGGGACCCACCCUGUCCAUGUUGCAAAAGGGAGCAGUUCAGAGGCCAUAUAUGGGAAUGUUUUGAGGGUGCUAUAUACCAUUCAGUUAUUCCUGGACUGCCCCCAGCCUGUCAGACAGCACUUGUGAGAGAUGAAGAGAAGGACAGACAGAGGUGGGAUAUUCACAGGCAAUUAGGAUGAGGCCGAAUACCUAGGACACAAUGGCUAUGUCAUCACUGCCAGAAAAGGUGUGUUUGUACAAUCCUAGUGGACACAAAGCUCUGGAGUCUCUGUGACGAUGGAGCUAGUUGAGGUCAACUAUUGUUUGGGCGUAUAACAUUGACCUCAUCUACCUAUCUUGCAGUAAAUAGUGCCUGUGCCUUGUCCCCACUAGGAUUUUACAGUGAGCUAGCCACGAAAGCUCAUGCUCCAAUAUGUGUUAGUCUAUAAGGUGCCACAGGACUCUUUGCUGCUUUUGCAGAUCCAGACUAACACGGCUACACCUCUGAUACUUUUCUAGUAUAGAUGAGGCUUAAAUUUAGGUUAUCAAAUCUUCAAUCCAUUUACCUGAUGAGCUAGGGAUGACUGUUCUGCCUUCCCAUUUGCAGCAAGAAAUUACAUAAAACAUAUUUGUGGCACAUACUGCUAAUUCAGUGCAUGCUGAGUGUUUUAGAGAAUUUACAAGCUCUGCUGGCAAGAGGUGUGUUAGUAACUCAAGUGAAAUGUUUUUGGCAAAUAGUAAUUUCACCAAAAAUGCAUUUUUGGAGCAUGAAAAUGAUUUGCAAAUCCAGUUUGAAUUAAAUGAAUAAUUUUGACUAAAAAAAGAAAAAGUUUAACAAUUUUGAAAUGUUUUGGUUUGACUUUUCAAAAUGGCUUUUCAUUUUCAAAUUUGGCCAAUUUGAGAAGGGUGAAAACGUUCUGAAAAUGGCCAAAUAAAAAUGAAAUGCCCUACCCUCCCCACAAGUAUAUCAUUUUGAGUCAACUACAACAGUUUGGUCUAUGCAAAAUGACAUUUUUUUCAGAUUUUCAACUGGACUUUUUUUUUUUUUUUUUUUUUUUUUUUGGGUAGAUUGGCUUCAGUCUGACUUAAACUGAAUAUUUUUUCUGGUUUGGCCUCCCAAACUGAAAAAAUCUGUUUUUUGCUCACUUAUGUUUGUGAACUCUGCAAGCUCUCAGUAUACUGAUUUCCUUUAUUUAAAAGAAAAGAAACAAACCUAGGAAAUGAAAUGCAAAAACUUUGUGACUACAACGUUAAAUUGGCACAAAAAAUCAGUAAAUGCGGAAGAGAAGUCUCCUGUAGCAACAUUACCUCAAAUAUAUUGCACAUGUAAAAUGUUUUCUUAGUCUAAUUUUUCUAACUAAAUAUUUAGUUUAAUAUGCUACUGUUAGUAUCAUUCACUAUCUCACCUGAAACAUACAGGAUGUGCUAUACAAUCAAAUUAACUGUCCUGAACAAACUUUCUCUGCUGCAUUUUAGGACUUUAACUGAACAAUCAAAACGUGUUACCAAAACUUCUUGCAUUUGGUAAAUAAUCUCACUGAGCCUGAUUCUUCCCCGCCUGGAGCCUUAUGAAGUAACCAUUUCAGCUGUGUACACUGAGGCUGAAACACUCCCACAUCAAAUUGUGCACUUGCUCAUGCCCAGUUGGCACAGGUGUAAAUGACAAUACAAGGCUGGGAGAACCAGGCCUUCUGUCUCUCCGGAUCUAGCAGUUUUCCCCUUCCCCACAGAUGAGUUGAGUCCUGCAGUAGGAAGUCCUGACUGGACCCUGGCCUGCGCUCCAGAUCCCCUAGCACACAUCAGUCAAUGUUUCCUUGCAGGCUCAGCCCCGCCUCAGGCAGGCAGAGUCAGAGAGAUAGCAACAGGCCAGCUUCUUUCACUGCCUGCCAGUCCCCACUUCCUUGGCCUGCUGUUUUUCUUACCUAUCUUUUUCCCUCCUCCUACUCUCACUUCACGCUCCCACCCCACGCAUCUCUUGCCUCCUGCUGUUUCAGUCUCCCCCUUCUUUUCUUGUUCGCUCUCUCCUGCUCUGUCUUGUUCUGUUUCUUCCCCCACCCAUCUCUUUCUAUUCUUCCCUUUGUGUCUUCCCCCUUGACUUGCUCUUCCUCUCCCCCACCCCUGUGCGCUGUGAUAUAUAUUUUUGUAGGAUUAUCUUCUCCUUGUGGUGAAAUAUUCAGUUCUUGUGGGAUGUAAGUUUCAACAUUUUUAAAUAAACCUUUACAAAAUACUGAAAACAAAAUUGCUACAGCUGUGUAUGGUGUCACGGCAGGGAGCCCA
Molecule: messenger RNA, 4437 nt
Organism: Gopherus flavomarginatus (Mexican gopher tortoise)
Lineage: Eukaryota; Metazoa; Chordata; Testudines; Testudinidae
Gene: PIANP
Product: PILR alpha associated neural protein
Exons: 6
Coding region: 129-1043 (304 amino acids)
Biological process (GO): regulation of immune response
Cellular component (GO): membrane
Source: RefSeq, a predicted model, not a curated record